AUGUUUUCUAUGAGAUUUACUAGUAACAUGAAACUCAGUAACCAAACAACUGUUUUAGAAUUCCAUCUUUUGGGACUGACAGAUGACCCAGAGCUACAGCCCCUCAUCUUCAGCCUGUUCCUGUCCAUGUUCCUGGUCACAGUGCUUGGGAAUCUACUCAUCAUCCUGGCUGUUAGCUCUGACUCCCACCUCCGCACCCCCAUGUACUUCUUCCUCUCUAACCUGUCCUUCAUUGAUAUCUCUGUAAGCACAAUCGUGCUUCCAAAGAUGCUCAUGAACAUCCAAGCACAGGAUCAGAGCAUCACCUACACAGGCUGUCUCUCCUGGGACUGCUUAGCUGUGCUUUGUAGUGGCUUGGAAAAUUGUCUGCUUGCUGUCAUGGCCUAUGACCACUAUGUGACCAUUUGUCAUCCUCUGAGGUACACAGUCAUCAUGAGCCCCUGCCUCUGUGUCCUGAUGGUUCUACUUUCCCUGCUCAUUAGCACUGUGCACACCCUGCUCCACACUUUCAUGGUACUGUGGCUGUCCUUCUGCACAGACCUGGAGAUCCUCCACUUCUUCUGUGAACUUGCUCAGGUCAUCAAGCUCGCCUGCUCUGAUACCUUCAUCAACCUGCUGGUAUACAUAGUGGGUGUCAUAUUUUUUGGUGUACCUCUUUUUGGGAUUAUUUUCUCUUAUAUACAAAUUGUCUCCUCUAUUCUGAGGAUCCCAUCAGUGGGGGGAAGGUACAAAGCCUUUUCCACCUGUGGGUCUCACCUCUCAGUGGUGUCCUUGUUCUACGGGACAGGUUUUGAAGUCUAUGUAAGUUCUGCAGUUACUGACUCCUCCAUUAAAAAUGUAGUGGCUUCAGUGAUGUACACUGUGAUCCCUCCAACACUGAAACCCCUUAUCUAUAGUUUGAGGAACAAGGAAAUGAAGGGAGCCUUGAGGAGUCUCAUUGUUGGACUAUCUUUUGUGUGA
Molecule: messenger RNA, 960 nt
Organism: Heterocephalus glaber (naked mole-rat)
Lineage: Eukaryota; Metazoa; Chordata; Mammalia; Rodentia; Bathyergidae
Product: olfactory receptor 7G2
Biological process (GO): G protein-coupled receptor signaling pathway
Cellular component (GO): membrane
Molecular function (GO): G protein-coupled receptor activity; olfactory receptor activity
Source: RefSeq, a predicted model, not a curated record